UCAAUAAUUUCCUGUGUCUUCUGCAAGUGUCUUCUUCAGCCUUCACAAGUCCUCAAUCGUCAGUCAACAAACCAUAUCAGUCGCGUUUUCACAAUGACGUCGUCUACUCCUUUCGAAUCGUUCACCAUUCGUCUUCCUCAUCCGUACCUGACGACGUACGAGGCCUACAAGUCUUCAAAAUCAUCGCAAGAGCAGUUGGUAUUGCAGAUUAGAAGAGCCAAUCCGGCUCCGAACUCGCUCCCAGAAGGAAUCCCGCCUCCAGACGAGCUCGAGUCCGAUUCCAUCUUCAUAACGCAACCUGCCGAUCGACCGGCUGAUGCCCCGCCACAGUCAGACAAUACUGCUUGGGGACGAGCCCGUCGUAGUCCGCUUGCUACGUUGGAAUGGGUUGGUUCCGAAAAACCGACCCUAGCGCAAUCAUGGCUGGCUAUCUACGUCCUUUUGGAGAUGUCUCCCCAGCUGGAGCAGCUUCGCUUCAGCCUGAAGGGAUCCGGCGCGGAAGCUCUGAAGGAGCAACUCUGCACCGUUAUGCUGGCCAUCCAACACCCUCUCCCGAUUGUCUUCUCAAGUAUCGCAACUCCAUGGUCGCCAUUGCCUACCGAAUGUAUCAUCCUUAGAAGCGCCUUCUGGCAAGGUGCUGGGUCCCCAUUCGGCGCUCGUCCUGUAUGGCUCCCAGAAACUCCCUUUGAUGGCCAAAAGGCAUUGUCCACAUAUCCUCCAAUGCCGCUGGAUUACAUGCAGACAACAUCGUUCCCUGAAGGCCGCGUCCAUACGCGACACCUUCGACGGCCUGCAAAGCCGCAGCCUGGUUCAACCAUAUACAGCCGAUACAUCCCGCAUCUGCGGGAGCACUUUUCCAUGGUUGCCUUGGACAUCGCAAACAAGGAGCACCUCGACCUAUUCCAUCGAUGGCAGAACGAUCCACGGGUCGCCCAAGGGUGGAACCAAAGCGGGACCAUGGAAGAACAUCUCGAGUAUUUGACUGAUAUACACAACGACCCGCAUCAAAUGGCGGUCCUGGCAAGUUUCGAUAAUACGUUUUUCGCGUAUUAUGAGAUAUACUGGGCCCAGGAAGAUAACUUGGGCGCAUACCACAAAUUCCAGCCUCACGAUCGCGGUCGACACUCUCUCGUUGGAGACGUUCGUUUCCGGGGUCCUCACCGGGUUGCCAUGUGGUGGGCAGCGAUUCUGCACUACAUUUUCCUGGAUGAGCCCCGGACCAUGCGCGUCGUAGGAGAGCCAAAAGCGACCAAUGCGACGGUUCUUGCUUAUGAUUUUGCGAACGGGUUCGCGGUGCAUGAGUGGGUUGACCUCCCACACAAGCGAUCUGCUUUAAUGGUCUGUCCCCGGGAGCGCUUCUUCCAACUCUGUCCCAUGGCGUACGAUGGCGUUGUCAAAGGUGCUGAUGGCAUCGGACCGAUGGCGAGAUUGUAGUAAACUGUUCCUCAUUGGGAUGUUUAAUCGACAAAGCAGUUGCUCUUAAUAAUACAAUCAAGACCAUUGAUUUCAAAAAAAAUCGUCAUUCUUAUCUGCGGUGUAAUGGCUUGCCAAGGGUGGAUCAUCGACGCAAGCAGGGUGCACCCAGCCACCCCAUUAUGCCCGUUUUCGUCCCUGGAAGCAUAUCUGGGCCGGGCAACGGUAUGAUUUCAAACCUCUGGCCACAGUAAUUUGGUGAUAUUGUCAACUGUUUAUUACCCCUGGUGGAGUGGCUAGACGCUGGAGGGUGAUUUUUGGGGGUUGCCUUGGCCCGAGAAGACUGCCACCCCACGGUUUCGCCAACCUAUCAGAGACUGUCAACCAUCUCGU
Eremomyces bilateralis CBS 781.70 is the source of this 1806-nucleotide messenger RNA. RefSeq lists its product as uncharacterized. Lineage: Eukaryota; Fungi; Ascomycota; Dothideomycetes; Eremomycetales; Eremomycetaceae. Bases 94 to 1434 code for a protein of 446 amino acids. The transcript is spliced from 2 exons. Gene Ontology annotation, biological process: siderophore biosynthetic process. The record is from RefSeq and is a predicted model, not a curated record.